This is a messenger RNA of Sus scrofa (pig), 3155 nucleotides long. NCBI's taxonomy places the organism in Eukaryota, Metazoa, Chordata, Mammalia, Artiodactyla, Suidae. The record is from RefSeq and is a predicted model, not a curated record.
UCUGCCCGUCCCACUAUUGGAGCGCGCUUCCCGAAGAACGCAUGCGCAAAAAAGGCUGUCGCGGAGUCCUCGGGGAGGCCAGAGGCUAACUCUUGCGCAGGCGCGUUAGGUCCCGGUCGCUAUGCGGGUUCUAGUGGGUGGCGGGUCAGGCUUCAUUGGGACUGCCCUAACCCAAAUGCUGAAGGCCAAAGGCCACAAAGUGACGUUGGUCUCCCGAAAGCCAGGGCUAGAUCGGAUCACGUGGGAUGAGCUGGCUUCCUCGGGGCUGCCCCCCUGCGAUGCCGCUGUCAACCUGGCAGGAGAAAACAUCCUCAACCCCCUCCGAAGGUGGAAUGAAGCUUUCCAAAAAGAGGUUAUCAGCAGCCGCUUGGAGACCACGCACAUGAUGGCUACAGCCAUUGCCAAGGCCCCACAACCUCCCCAGGCCUGGGUCUUAGUCACAGGCGUAGCUUACUACCAGCCCAGCCUGACUGCGGAGUACGAUGAGGACAGCCCAGGAGGGGAUUUUGACUUUUUCUCCAACCUCGUCACCAAAUGGGAAGCUGCAGCCAGGCUUCCUGGAGAUUCAACACGCCAAGUGGUGGUGCGUUCCGGUGAGAACCAGAGGCCUGGGUGUCAAACAGGAUUGGAAUGUCUUCUCUGGGCUGGGAGGUGGGGGGAUGUGGGGAUAAGGGAGCUGAGCUUACAGAAGGGGCCCCCACUUCUGGCUAACCUACAGAUGGGAGGAUGGGACAUCCCAAAGAGAACCACACCCCUCACCUGCUACACAGCGAGGUCAACUUGGGGAAGGAGUGAGGAAGGGGAAGUGGAGAGGAAGAAUGGGGCUGCCUGGAGGCUGAGGGCCCUCUCUGUCCUUCUUGCCUGCUCUAGGGGUUGUGCUGGGCCGAGGGGGUGGCGCCAUCGGUCACAUGCUGCUGCCCUUCCGCCUGGGCCUGGGGGGCCCCAUUGGCUCAGGCCACCAGUUCUUCCCCUGGAUUCACAUUGGGGACUUAGCUGGAAUCCUGGUCCAUGCCCUUGAAGCAAGCCACGUGCAGGGGGUCCUGAACGGAGUGGCUCCAGCCUCUGCCACUACGAAUGCUGAGUUUGCCCGGGCCUUGGGUGCAGCCCUGGGCCGCCCAGCCUUCAUCCCUUUCCCCAGCACUGUGGUACGAGCUAUCUUUGGGCAGGAACGAGCCAUCAUGCUGCUGGAGGGCCAGAAGGUAGUCCCGCGGCGGACGCUGGCUGCUGGCUACCAGUAUUCCUUCCCAGAGCUGGGGGUCGCCUUGAAGGAAAUCAUAGCCUGAGUGGGGAGGCUCCAGGCAGGGCUCCAGGCCUGCACUCAGCAGAAGCUACCUGGUCAGAGAUGGCACAAGCUCAGGUUCUCCUCUACUUGAGACCUGAAACCAUCUGCUGCUUAGGGAAUCCUCCUUCUUUCUCGUUGUCUUGUUGCCACACCUUAUUUAACUGAGAGGCUGCCCACCUUUUCAAGGUUGCACUCUCAUCAGGUAAGGACUGUAACCUCUUAAACUCCUUGUAAAUUCCAACUUUGGUUUUGCUGUUUGUCCUGUUCCUGCCCCAUUUCUCCUUCUUGCUGUAUAGAGAAUGUUCUGCAGUUUAGGCAAUAAAGACACAUUAUCUCACUACUUUCACCUCACCUCUUUGGCCUAGAUUCUCCUGAAAUUUAUUUCAAGGAAUGUCAUCCUAAAUGACCCUUUCCUUUACAUGGGGUUUUGAAAGUUAUAAUGGAUAAACAUCUCCCUUCUUGAUCCCUCCAUUGCCAAAAGAGCUGGCAACAGAUUUUUUUUUCAUUUUUUAAAGUUAUUGAAGUAUAGUUGUUUUACAAUGUUGUGAUCAUUUCUGCUGUACAACAAAGUGAUUUGUUUAUACAUAUACACACAUCCAUUCUCUUCGAGAUUUUUCUCCCACCCAACAAAUUUGAGGCAUGAGGUUAUGACAAAGGUAGAAAUGAAGAGACAAGAGGAAUUGUGAUCCAUUUCCGGUGGGCUGUGGUCACCUAGCAUACUUGUUCACACAAUGCCCUUAGGGUGCCAGCAGAGGAAAAGAUGAGGCCCAAGUCUAAGACAGCCUUCAUUCAGUCUGUCACUGGACAGCAGUGAGUUGAUAAAGCAGUCACAUGCUGGUCCCAGUUCAUCAAGCUGCAGCAAGACGAAGCUGUCCAGAGCUUAGGACUAUCAGAAGCGAAGGAUUGCCUCCUACCUGAUCGGGGCCACUUUGGUCAACCAUGGUCCCUAGCACAAAAGGGCAGAAAAUACCCCGAGCCCAUACACCCCCACCAGCACUGAAAGUGAGAGGUACAAGGGACCUAUCCAAAACUACAAACUCCACCCUAUCAGGGAAAAAAAGGCUUCCUCAAGAACCCUUUCCCUUUUUUCGACCCCGAUGUCUGCCACAGUUUAACCAGAAGUAGUUCCCCUAGCCCCCAAUUCAGGCCAUAUUAACCAAUCUCUUUUCUUCUGAGGGGACUAUGGGUUGUCUUUGAAUCAUUGUCACCACCUCGACUGGCCUCACUCCAACACACCUGCUCCCAGCCAGGUGAGUGUCGUGUAGCAGUGUUCAUGACCAACGGGGAAGACACUGGGACCCAGGGAGCUCUAUCACUCAGCUCCACGUGCUAGCUGCUGAUAACAAGGAUCUGGGGUGAUGUCAACUCCCUGUGCUGCUCAGGGAGCAGGAGUCAGAGCCUUAAAAAGGACCAUGUCCAGGGAUUUGCUGCAGGGCCCAGACUGCACAGAACCUAGGGGCACCUGUCCUACAUCUUUAUGUGGUCUUGGACUCUUGAGGAAGUUGACUGGCUCAGUACUGUUCCUGAGGGAAUGACCGGCCUCAAAGCUAAAAGUCACCAAAAAGCAUAUCGGGCUGCACCAGAGGAAGGACUGACUAAUACUGUCCACGGAUGGAUGGGCUGCCUUGGAGGUAGUAGACUCCCUGGCAUAGGAGGACUUCAAGCACAUACAGGACAAUGACUUAUAGGAAUCAAGGUGGAGAGGGAAAGUCCUGAUGUGACAGCAGUUGGUCUGGUAGCCAGUCAAGUACCUUCUGACUGAUACUUCAGUUUUCGUUUUUCAGAUUGGUUCCUCUAGAUACAACCUCUGCAAACCCUCCCAUCCACAUCCACAUCCACACACACACACACACACACACACACACACACACAC